This is a messenger RNA of Pichia membranifaciens NRRL Y-2026, 2802 nucleotides long. RefSeq lists its product as hypothetical. Gene Ontology annotation, cellular component: photosystem II; extrinsic component of membrane; photosystem II oxygen evolving complex. The annotation marks the transcript as partial. Lineage: Eukaryota; Fungi; Ascomycota; Pichiomycetes; Pichiales; Pichiaceae. Gene Ontology annotation, molecular function: ATP binding; chromatin binding; ATP-dependent chromatin remodeler activity. The record is from RefSeq and is a predicted model, not a curated record. Gene Ontology annotation, biological process: photosynthesis; photosystem II stabilization. The transcript has 3 exons.
AAUGAUGAAUUCAAUAUUCAAGUUCCUGACAGUUCACCUCAAAGAAAGAGAUCAAGCAAGGUCUCAUCUGAGCUAGAUUCUUCACCUCCAGCAAAAAUUACUACCAAGCUUCCUAGUUUACGUGAAAAAUUUGCAUUCAAAGAAGAAAACGGGCUCAAACCAGAGCCUUCUGAUUUCAAAACAGACUACCUUGAGCUCAAGCGUGUUUUUCCAAAACUUGCUGCAUCUACAAUAAUUUCAGCCUUAAAAUCACAAAAAACACUUCGAAAUUCGAUACACUACUUGAAAUCAAUAUCAUCCACAAUAGAAGAAAAAAAGAGAAAACAAAUUGAACAGGAGCAAGCCCUGGCCCGAAAGAAGGCGAAAGAGGAAGAUAUUGUUUCUUCUAAGGUUCUUUUGAAUAAAACCAGUAAAAGUAUCAAAGACAGAUACGUCUCAAGACAAACUCCGCUCAAAAAUGCAGAAGACGAAGAAAAUUUGCUAAAUGACGAAAACGAAGAAGAUGAUAAUGACGAUUUUGCUCUACCUGAAUUUGAAGUAGAUGAGGAUGCAGAUCUUGAUGUGGAUGAGAAAAUUGUCAAGCUUUUCAACAACGCAGAGAUAAGAGAUAUCAUUGAUUUGAGUAAUAUGAAACCCGAGCAGGCCACAAUAGUGAUAAAGAACAGACCUUAUCGUACUUUGAGUGAUAUUUAUAAACUUGAUUUAGCACCAGAGAAAAAGACGUCCAGAGUUUACAAGAAGCCCAUUGAAAGAUUUGUUGAUACGAUAAGUCAAAAGCUUUUAGCAUAUAGUGCCAUUGACACACUAUUGAAACAGUGCUUUGACUACAGUAGAUCCAUCACUAAAGAAAUCAAAAAAUGGGGAGUUAAUUUGAAGGGUGAAAAUAUGAAGGGUGAGUUAUCUAUCACUAAUGUUGAAGUAUCAAGCGAAGAAAAUGGUGAGGGAACAAACAAUGAGAACAGCUCUAAUAGUGAUGAUGACACUGACGAGCCUAUAGUUAAGAAGUCUAUAUUGAAAAAGAAAUUCAAGUUUGACGGAUCCGAAAAUGAUGAUGAUUACAAUUAUUCCGGUAGAAAAAAGAUCUACAGAUCUGGAAUAGAUAAUCAUACAGUAAAGGAUAAAAUCGGUUAUUUCAAAAGGAAACCUGAAAUGCUGUCUGAUGACAUAACUUUGAAAGACUAUCAACAGGUUGGCAUCAAUUGGAUAAACCUGCUUUUUCAAAAGCAGUUGUCUUGCAUUCUUGCAGAUGAGAUGGGUUUGGGAAAAACGGCCCAGGUCAUUGCAUUUUUAUCCCAUUUGAAAGAAAAACGUUAUUUAGGCCCACACCUAAUUGUUGUUCCAUCAUCUACAUUAGAGAACUGGUUACGAGAAUUUGAAAAGUUUUCCCCCUCGUUGAAGGUCAUCCCCUAUUAUGGUUCAUUAGAUGAACGUGAAGAGCUAAGAUCUGUUCUUGUAGAGGAUGAAUAUGACGUUGUGGUGACAACCUAUAAUUUGACAACUGGUAAAAUUGACGCUCCAUUUUUGCAAAUGCUUGAUUUCAAUGUAAUUGUCUACGAUGAGGGUCAUAUGCUUAAAAAUGCAACCAGUGAUCGAUACAAAAAGUUGACCAGGCUCAAAGCUAACUUUCGUUUGCUACUCACUGGGACACCACUUCAAAACAAUUUGAGAGAGUUGGUUUCCUUACUUGACUUCAUCCUACCUGAAAUUUUUGAUUCCAAACUUUCAAAGCUUGAACUGCUAUUUGACCAAAAAGCAACUACAAAAACAGAAAAUCACAAAAUUGAAGGUGAGGCAUAUAACCCAUUGAUGUCAGAGCAGGCUAUCAAUAAAGCUAAAGUUAUGAUGUCUCCAUUUAUCUUGCGCAGAACUAAAGCGCAAGUCAUGAAGGAUUUACCACAAAAGCAUACUUCCAUUGAGUAUUGUGUGCUAACUCCAUCCCAGAAAAAGAUAUACGAUGAAGAGCUGAAAUCGAUCGAUGAUGUGAGGCAGGAAAAGGCUAAACGUAAAGAUUUGAAUGAAAAAGAGCUUAAAAAGCUUCCUCCUUUGGUGAAUAGAGGCAGUAAUCUUUUGAUGAUGCUCAGAAAGGCUUGCAUGCAUCCACUUUUGUUUAGAAGAAAUUACACGGAUCCUAUGUUAAGAGUUAUGUCUAAACUGAUUAUGAAACAUCCUGCUUACGCAGAUGCUAAUCAGCAGUACAUCUUUGAGGAUUUUCAAGUUAUGACUGAUUUUGAAAUUACUCAGUUAUGCCAUAGUUAUCCUAAUGAGCUAGGUAAAUUUGUUUUGAAGCAAAAGAUAUACGAGGACAGUGGAAAGGUCAAAGUUUUAGUUGACAUGCUUACUAAAACCAUCGGGCGUGGUGAAAAAGUGUUAGUUUUUUCUUUGUUCACCCAAAUGCUAGAUAUCCUUGAAAAGGUGCUCUCUUUACAUAACUGGAAAUUUUUGAGGCUAGAUGGUGCUACAGCUGUUGAAACUAGGCAGUCAAUAAUUGACAAAUUUUACGAAGACAAAAGCAUUCCUGUGAUGCUAUUGAGUACUAAAGCUGGAGGUUUUGGUAUCAAUUUAGUAUGUGCCACAAAUGUCAUCAUAUUUGAUCAAUCAUUGAACCCUCACGAUGAUAAGCAAGCAGAAGACCGUGCACAUAGAGUUGGACAAACAGAAGAAGUACACGUCACUAGACUAAUUACAAAAGGUUCGAUUGAGGAGAAUAUUUUACACUUAGCAUUCAAUAAGCUACAGUUGGAUAAUUCUAUGAUGGCACAAAAGGUCGAAGAUAUUUUACUGAAAACUGUUGAAGAUAUACUU